Molecule: messenger RNA, 953 nt
Organism: Aphanomyces invadans
Lineage: Eukaryota; Oomycota; Saprolegniomycetes; Saprolegniales; Verrucalvaceae
Exons: 1
Coding region: 55-918 (287 amino acids)
Source: RefSeq, a predicted model, not a curated record
UUCAGUCUCUACAUAUCAGUCAGCCACCACGACACUUUGGAAUCGACGGCAGAGAUGCCACGGCCGCGCCUGUCAAAGGCGUCGAUCGGGUACCUCCUCAACGCGCCCCUCGCCACGACCAAGACCAAGUGCGAUGGCGGGUACACCAUGUCGAUGGAGACGCAGCUGCUGUUUAGCCGAGUCGCCCACAUCGUCCAGCACGACAAGGACGCCCUGAACCGAUACAACAUCGUCCCGUGCAAGUUUAAGGUUCCACAUAGGGAACCGUACCCCCCGCACCUACGGGGCUUCACCCUCAACUUUGGCGCGUUCCGCCACGCACACAAACGGCAGCGCCUCGACCCUGACAUCGUGGCCUCUUUGAACGCGAUCGGGUUCGUUUGGGACGCUGCCCAGCACAAAUGGGACGUUCAACUGCAGUGCCUGCGGCUGUACAAAGACCAAUUUGGCCACACCAAUGUGCCGCGAGCGUUCGACAUCCCGUCCAAGUACCCGUGGCCAACCCACUUGUGGGGCCUGCCGCUUGGCGUGAUGGUCAACGACGUUCGAAAAGCCAUGCAAUCGCUGGCUCCGAACAAGAUUGCGUUGCUGGACGGUAUGGGAUUUGUCUGGAAUGCCCAUGACGUAAUCUGGGCCAAGCAACUCCAAGCCGUCACAACGUUCGCGUCGCUUCAUGGACACACAAAUGUCCCUCGCAUGUUUGUCGUGCCGGCGAGCGCCCCGUGGCCCGAAGACACGUGGUCCAUGAAGCUUGGGUUUGUCGUACACAACUUGCGAACCAAGGCAGGCGGGCUCGCGCCCGAGCGCAAGAUGCACCUCGAUAAGUUGGGGUUCCACUGGGACGCUCGAUGCUCCACCCACUCGACCAUCCAUAGCUCAACUAGCACUAACCCAUCCUUCGAGAUCGUCGAGGUGUGAGAUCGCCCACACGUAAUGAAACAACGUCGUCGUCG